Messenger RNA from Girardinichthys multiradiatus, 7745 nucleotides. Its product is annotated as arf-GAP with GTPase, ANK repeat and PH domain-containing protein 1-like. The record is from RefSeq and is a predicted model, not a curated record. NCBI's taxonomy places the organism in Eukaryota, Metazoa, Chordata, Actinopteri, Cyprinodontiformes, Goodeidae. Gene Ontology annotation, molecular function: GTPase activity; GTP binding; protein binding. The transcript has 20 exons. Gene Ontology annotation, cellular component: nucleus. The coding region runs from base 825 to 4508 and encodes 1227 amino acids.
CACUCCUCCCUCUCUCCCUCCUGGCUCGUUUGCUGUAACGGUGCAAGAUAAAAAUCAAAUGAACGUGGGCAAGGACCACCAUCGCUGCUGCCUCACAGUGAGCCCCUGUCACUCCCAGCCUGAUUGCCGGAGCUGCAUCCUGAGCAGAGCUGGUUGUGCAGCAGGAUAACGGCGAGGUGGCGGAGAGCUGCAAGGCUCAGUGGCAGCAAGAACAAGAGGAGGGAGGGGAGGAAAAAUAGGAGGAGGGGCCGGUUUGGUGAGCUAGCGGGCUUCCUCUGCCUCACAGAUACAUUUUAUUGACUUGCUAAUUGGAUGAGGCUCUCGGAGGAGAGGAUGCAGUGACCAAGAGGAGCUGCUCUCCAGAGGAGGGAUACAUGCAAGAAAAGAAAGCCCUGCUCGGGGUUCCUAAAUCAGGGUCCUAAAGCUCAUUUUUCCUUCUCCUGCAGACAUUACAACAGAUGUUUUCGAGCAUCUCUCAGUGACCCUUACACCGGGCUUAUAAUUUUAUGGAUGACAUUGUCGAACGGAGUCUCCUGUUGCCAGACGCUUCGUGACAAGUGAACCAUUUCCAUUUUUUUUUUCUGCUCCUUUUUCAUCUCUUUUUUUAUUAUCUCAGGCUCAUCUACUGGAGCUAUUUUUAUCAGCCUUCUUUAAUAUGAACGGUAAUCUGAUGGCUGGAUGAAUUCUUCAUCACAUCAAAGCUUCAUGGGGAUGUGAAUUAAUCUUGUCCAGGAAGAAAAAAAAUGAAGUCUUGCCAUGGCUGAGGUGUACAGGUGCUGUGAGGUCAGAGAGCAGGUGCCACCGUGCUCAGGUCUGCUAUCCCAAUGAGCCAAGCCGGCACCACGCAGAAACGCACCACCUACCUCAUCUCCCUCACUCUGGUGAAGGUUGAGGCCGUGCCAGGGGAUGCUGCAGGGAGCCAGACGGAGGGCCUUCCAGAGGGGGAAGGGAGCCCUAGUAAGAAGAAGAAGGAGGAGGAGGUAGAGGUGAAGGCAGAGGAGAACGAGAAGGAGGCUGUGAGAGAUGUCCAUGAAAAAGAAGAGUCUUUGUAUGUGGAAGUGGAGCAAAAAGAAAAGACACAGGUGGAGGAGGAAGUGGAACAGGUGCACGAAAAGCAUGGCAAUACAAAUGAAAGCAGGGAUAAGCCUGAGAGGAGGGAGGUGCACGCACCCCAGAGAGACAUUGUACCAGUUAGUAAGAGCAAAGAUGCAUCGUUUGCACAACCACCUGUCAGGCAAAUGGUCAAAGUGUACGGGGGAACUAUGUCUGAGGGAAGCGUGCGCAGGGAGGGACCUCGCUCGGAUGCCUUACGCCCCAAAACGGAGCUCUACAGGGAGCCUCCCAUGAUGUUCCUGAAGGGUGAAAAUGGAGCGGACUUGAAUAGCCGCUCACGUUGCAGCCUCCCAUUCACUAUCUCAUCGCAGAUCAGCCAGCCUCCUCCGGUUGUGAUGAGGUCUCAUUCAGGCAGUAACUCCUCAUACACCAGGGAGCUGAGGGAGACCAACACAAGCCUGUAUCACCCAGCCAAAACUCUGGAUCGAAGGGAUAAUCGCCCCGGGGAACAGUCUCCCUUAGUGGCAGCUACGACUCUGGGGCCUUACAGGGCAUCCUGGGCAGACAGCGAUGGCAGAGGGACGCUCAUCCGGCCCGGAGCACCCAUCAGCGGAGGGUUUUCGGGCGUAAUGGCCCGAGAGAGCCCUCAGGGGGAGAGAUAUAAGGCGGUUUCUGUCUCUUUACCUGCACCCCCUGCCCCCGACGUGUGCAGGCCACCUAGAAAAGGAACAAGUUGUACCCUUGACAACAGUGACCUGCACUCUUACUGUGAGGACCCGAGGAAGGUAAAAGAUGGCCAAGGAGGAACAAUCCAGCGGGCUCCCCCUCCUCGUGAUCGUAAGAUGCUAAAGUUCAUUAGUGGAAUUUUUACCAAAAGUACAACUGGUCCCCCAGGCGCCAACACUACACCUCCUCUCUAUUCAGCUGUGGAAAAGGGUUCGAGUGAGGAGGAAGUUGUGUGCACCAGCAGUCAAGAAUGGACCAUGAGUCAACCUGUUCAAGAGCUUCAUCUGGGUGUGUUGGGGGGACUGUGCAGUGGGAAGUCCGCCCUCGUCCAUAGACACUUAACAGGAAGUUAUCAGCCGGAGGAGAUCCCAGAGGGACGGCAGUUCAUCAAGGACGUGCUGGUAGACGGACAGAGCCACCUGCUGAUAAUCAGAGAAGAGACGGAGCUCCCAGGGGUUCAGUUUACCAGCUGGGUGGAUGCCAUCAUUUUGGUCUUCAGUUUGGAAAAUGAAGCCAGCUUUCAGGAAGUUUACCAAUUUUACCACCAGCUUUCACUGCAUCGGCCUAUCACUGAGAUACCUUUUGUAGUUGUUGGUACUCAGGAUAAGAUCAGCAGCACAAACCCCAGAGUAAUUGAUGACACCAAAGCCCGACAGUUGUGCUCAGAUGUGCGGCGCUGCACCUACUAUGAAACAUGUGCGACUUAUGGCCUCAAUGUGAACAGAGUCUUUAAUGAUGCUGCUCAGAAGAUCAUGGCGGCCAAGAAGCAAGCCGCUUUACUUGCUUCCUGUAAAUCUCUUCCCAAUUCUCCCAGUCACUCUGGAGGCUCCACUCCAGUGUCUGGUGUCUUUCCAGGACAGGCCAGUAAUGGAGGUCAGAGCAGUGAUUACUCCUCAUCGCUCCCCUCCACUCCUGUGAUCAGCCAUAAAGAGAUUUCCAGAACGUUGAGAGGGGAGAAAGGGGACAGCGGCGUGCCUGGGUCAGUCCGCAGCGUCCGCAAGAGGACUCCGAGAUUUGUGGGCCGGAGAGGCAGCGACUCAAACAGACGGAGCGCAGACUUUAAGGGCGACUUCGGCAGCGGACGAUUCAUCCCCAUCAAACAGGGUGUCUUGCUGAAGCGCAGUGGAAGCUCCCUUAACAAAGAGUGGAAAAAGAAAUAUGUCACUCUGUCCAAUGAUGGCAUCCUCUCCUACCACUCCAGUGUCAAUGAGUACAUGCUGAACGCUCCGGGGAAAGAGAUGGACCUGCUUCGAGUGACAGUCAAGGUGCCGGGAAAGCGACCCCCUCGCGCUGUGCCCGCAUGCGGCCCCCCUGCUGGGCUUAAUGGGCGGGUUAAAGAUGUGCUGGGACCUGAAGUUAGUACGAGUGGCCUCCUGCAAAUGGAGGAGGUGGAAGGGAUGGGAGGUGCUCUGUUCCUGAGAAGUAACGUUGGUGUUCAGCGCUGCCCAUCUACGCUGUCUAACCAUGCCCAAGGCGUUGACUCUGCAGUCGAGGGAGUCUCCAGCUCUUCCUCUACCAAAGACAUCGGCUCAGCCUCCCCGCUGACCGACAGGAAGAAGCAUCGAAGGAAGAAGAGCAUAAAUCAGAAAGGAGACACAGCCGUGGGCCAAGCAGACGCUAAACGGAAAAUGUGGAAACUCAAAAGUUUUGGGAGCUCAAGAAACGUAAGCAAGACAGAUGAGGACAACUUUGACUUCCUGGUUGUGUCGAGCACUGGCCAGACGUGGCACUUUGAAGCCCAGAGCAUGGAGGAGAGGGACUCCUGGGUCCAAGCCAUUGAGAGCCAGAUUCUGGCCAGCUUGCAGCUGUGUGAGAGCAGCAAAAACAAGGAUCGGAAGAACAGCCAAAGUGAAGCUGUGGCGCUGCACGCGAUCCGCAAUGCAAAAGGGAACAACUUCUGCGUUGACUGUGAUGCUCCGAAUCCGACGUGGGCCAGCCUGAACCUGGGCGCUCUCAUAUGCAUCGAAUGUUCUGGGAUUCACAGGAACCUGGGGACCCACUUGUCGCGGGUCCGCUCGCUGGCCCUUGAUGACCUGCCGAGAGAGCUCACUCUGGUUCUCAGCACCAUCGGCAACCACAUGGUCAACAGUAUAUGGGAGGCACGUACAAUGGGCCACCGGAAGCCAGCACCUGAUGCUACACGAGAGGAGCGGGAGUCGUGGAUCAGAGCCAAGUAUGAGCAGAAACUGUUUGUGGCACCGUUGCCUCCUCCCACACCCAGCGAGGGCCCAGACAUCAGCAUGUCGGGCCGUCUUCUGUUGGCAGUGAUGGAGCGCAAUCUGGCCAAGUUGCUGCUCCUUUUGGCCCACUGCACUAAGGAGGACAUCAACGUCCCUCCCUUCCUGUCGCUUCCCUCCAGGUCGCUCCUCGCACUCCGCCUGCCUGGCUCUGCCCUGCACGCUGCCUGUCAGCAGGCUGAUGUGGUGAUGACGCAGCUUCUAGUAUGGUACGGCUGUGACGUCCGUCAUCGGGACGCUCAGGGUCAGACAGCGCUGGCUCUGGCUCAAAGCGCCGGAAGCCAGGAGUGCAUCGACAUCCUGCUGCAGCACGGAUGCCCAAAUGAGCCGGCCCCCACUCUAGGCACGAUGGUCGGUUUCGCAUCGACCGUAACGUCCAGCUUCCCCGCUGGCAUGACGCCGAGCCUGACGGUUGCCACAACGAUCAAAAUCACACAGAAGAGCGGCGGCACCAGCUUGGGUUACAGCACAUCCAGAAGAGCUGUGUCAUAACUGCAGUGUGGCGUGUUUUAAAGUGUGUGUGUGAGUUGGUUGCUGCUUUGCCCUCUUAGUGUCCUGUCCAUCCACAUGGCCCAGCAGGCCUAAUGGACAUACUGACAGAUACCGUCCACCUGGAGUCAGAUGACAUGUCUGGAGGUGUGUGUGUACCAGGAACGGAAACUGGAGAAUACACUGUUCUGGACCGAUUUUAUUCCUUUCUUUCUGUUUUUGGCUACAUGUCUGUGCAUUCAGAUUUAAUUAGAAUGUACCAAACUGUUUACCAGAGUCAUAUCUCAUCAUGCAGUCAAUAGUAGACUUUCUUCUCCACUCAAUUAUGAAUGGAAAACCGCCUGCAGGCCUCAAACAGCUUAUCUGAGCAGCUGAAGCCCAGAAGUAGAAGAACUGCAAUAAGUUUACUAACCUGAGAGUGGGAUGUAUUGAACUCGAAGCAUACAAGAUUAUGGCUAUUAUUAAUUUUGACAGUGAAUGUGAGUUUUAGAUUCAUCGGAGCUUGUCAUUAAGUGCAUAAAUUAAGUUCUGUGUAAGUUGAUGUGAAAUAUGUUAGUGGCUGGGAAGGGAUAAAACAGCUGUAUAGAAAUGUCUUGAUAAAAUGUUAAAAUACUACAAAUUUUAAAGUGUUUAAUUUUCGGUUUAUUACUGUAUGAUUUGUACAGUUGUUUCUGUGUAUAAAACAUAAAGGGUUACUCAUUGCUGUUCAGAGAUUACCUGUACAGAGUUUUAGUUCAGUUUUAGUUUCUUGCUGAACUCAGAUUUUUAUGUUUUGUCUGUUACCGGUGUGUCUGAUGUAAAACAUUGUAUAGACAGCAGCAACUCAUGGUAAAGUGAGUAUAGUACAAGAUACAUGUGCAGUGCUGGGAAACAAGUUUUCACCCCCUUAUAGAUUUCUUCUAUUUUGGUUUUUUGAUCUGAUUAUUAUUAUUAUUUUUGAUUUUAUUAUCAGACAAAUAAAACCUGAGUUUAAUCAAAAUACACUUUAAAAUAUUUAAAAAGGAGAAAGCAAACCAAAUCACCCUGAGCCUGUCACUGCCCCCUAAACCCAAUAACUCGUGACAUCCUCAGCGGGAUCAACUGUAAGUGUUUGGGAAGUGAGUCUUUUACAUCAUUCUAGAGAUAAUUAGUCCCACUCCUAUGUGCAGAUUCAUUUUAAUUCAGUCACACUGGAGUUUUUUUCUACAUGGAAAAAAACUCCACUAUUUAAGGUCAUGACACAGCAUCUUAUUUGGAUUUAGGUCUGGACUUUGACUAGGCCAUUCCAAAACAUUCAUUUUAGGGAAUGUUUGAGUCAUUCAGAGGUGGACUUGCAGGUGUUCCUGCCCUUGUUGUUCUGUUGUAUAACCCAAGUCUGUUGGGGUACAAGUGACAAACUUGGUCGAAGGGGACGUUCUCCUUCAGGAUUUACUGGUAGAGCAGAGCAGAAUUCAUGUUUCCAUCACUCACAGCAAAUCAUCCAGGGCCCGAAGCAGGAAGGCAGACCAGACAAUCACGCUACCACCAUUAUGUUUGACUGUAGGUAUAAUUUAUCCUGAAAUCUUGUUAGUUUUACACCAGCUAUAACCUUCCCACACUUUCCAAACAGAUGCACUUUUGUUUCUUCUAUCCACCGAAUAUUUCACCAAGAGUCUUGUGGAACUUCAAGGUGUAUUUUGACAAAUGUUAGAUGGACCUUUAUGUUGUUUUUGGUCAGCAGUGAUUUUCGCCUUGGAAGUUUCCCAUAGAUUAAUUUUUUUUGGCCAGACUCUUUUUAAAUAGUUAAAUGAUGAACAAUGACCCUAAACGAGGCAAGUCGGUCCUACUGUGCUUUAGAUUUCUUUCUUGAUCCUUUUGUCAGCUCCUGGAUGAAUCAUUGAUGCACUCUUGGAAUAAUUUUGGUAUCUACUUGGAUAGUUCAUAACUAUUCCAUGUUUUCUUACUGUAGAAAACUGUAGUACCAAAGUUGAUCUGAAAAUGUUAGGUAUGCAGGAAAAGCAAAAAUAUGAGAAAUAUGUAAAGAUGAAAAUACUUUUUCCCAUCACAUUAUAUAAAUAAGUUGACUUAAUGACUUAAUUUUUGGCUUAAUGUAGAUAAACACUAACGCUGAUGUGUUUUUUUAGAGGAUACAAUUUUAAACUAUUAUUCCUGAUGUGACUAUUAGAAAUUAAAGAUAUACUUUAAAUAAUAAGAGGUUACAAAUGUAUAAAACAUGACCUUUAAAUGAAGUUUCUAAGUGGCUGAACACAGACACACAACAGAGGAAUGUUUUCCAAAUUUAUUUUAAAACAAAAAGUAUAUUAUUAUAUAAUUAUCAACUCUACUGUACCUGAUGCAGUAUUGGAAGUACUUUUAUUGUGACCAAAAGCUGACUUUUUCUGUAAUGUACACUGUUCUCUUUUCAUGGUUGGUUGUUUUUUUUUACCCAUUUAGUAAAUCAAAAGGCAUUCAUUAUCAAUACACUGAGGUCACCUAUGCUGUGCUGUUUUUGUAAUUUUCAUGUGUUCAGAUUUUAAUUAAAUUUUUUCGCCACUAAUAAACUGAACUCACAAUUAAGAGGUUGAAAGAAUAUUUGUAUUACGCGGACUCAGUUCUGUGGAAGUUUCAUUCCUUCAUCAGUUUAUAUUCAACCAGCAUUUCAACACAGAUCUCUGCUGGCCCCCGAUGUAUUUGUACCCCCUUGAACAAACCUCAAUGUAUUUUAUAAGGAUUUUAUGUGACACAAGACAAACCAGUGUGAAGUGAAAGAAAAAGGGGGCUCUGUUGGCUUUGUUUCAUGGGUUCUGGGAUGGUUGGGGAUGUCGAUCGUGUACCCUCUUUUAUGUGGCAUAAUCUUGUUGCGCUGGGCUGGCUGGUCUGCUCUUUUCUUUUGGAGUGGGGCCACACUCUUGGUUGUCGCUGUGCACUCCUCAUCUUUCGUAAAGAUGUGAAUAAAAUAUUUAAAAUAAACAAUUCUUAUGAAGACUUGGUGACCCCGAGACACCACUCUUUGGAGCAGUUUUGUAGCAAUGAACCUUUGGAGAUAUGUUCCCAUCCUCCUUACUGUGGGUGCCAAGAUAAACUUAAGUCAUCAUCCAGUUUUGUUUGUCACAGUUCCAAUUAUUUUAAACUUUUUAGUUUUUGCUCUGACAAUAGAUAUGGACUGAAUUCUUUCUUUUUUGUUUUGGCCCUGUGUUUUACAUCUUUAUUUUGUUGAAAGACCCAAUCGGGACCUAUUUUCUGUUUGCUGGUAGACUCCAAUAAAUUUGUAUUAGAAAUGCA